Molecule: messenger RNA, 902 nt
Organism: Ananas comosus (pineapple)
Lineage: Eukaryota; Viridiplantae; Streptophyta; Magnoliopsida; Poales; Bromeliaceae
Product: 60S ribosomal protein L35a-1-like
Exons: 5
Coding region: 81-419 (112 amino acids)
Biological process (GO): cytoplasmic translation; ribosomal large subunit biogenesis
Cellular component (GO): ribosome; cytosolic large ribosomal subunit
Molecular function (GO): structural constituent of ribosome
Source: RefSeq, a predicted model, not a curated record
GAUUUUAGGGUUUCUCCAAGCCGAUAUUGUCUCCUUCGCGCCUGCGCCUCUCGACCUCGGAGCUACCCGCGGCGUCAACAAUGGUGAAGGGUCGACAAGGAGAACGCGUGAGGUUGUAUGUGCGGGGCACGAUCCUUGGAUAUAAAAGAUCGAAAUCAAAUCAAUAUGAGAACACGUCGCUGCUUCAGAUCGAGGGGGUGACCACCAAGGAGGACGUCGCCUGGUACUGUGGCAAGAGGAUGGCCUACAUAUACAAGGCCAAGACGAAGUCGAAGGGGACGCACUACCGCUGCAUCUGGGGGAAGGUCACACGCCCCCACGGCAACAGCGGCGUCGUCCGCGCUAAGUUCAAGUCGAACCUCCCCCCGAAAUCUAUGGGAGCGAAGGUUAGGGUUUUUAUGUAUCCGAGCAACAUCUGAGGUACCGCCGACUACCUUUUGCUUUAGGUUUUCAGUUUCCAAUUGAUGUCAGUUUUGCCAUGUAGCUGGACUAUGUUUAGCACCUUGUUAUUUCUCAUUUUCUUUUGUUAAGAGAGUUUGAGGCGGCUCUGCGUCACCGUUUGUCCAAUGGUUGGUGGAAUUUGGUGAAGUAUCCGAAUUUGAAUGAGAGCUUGAAUGCAGAUUCUCCGAACGACCGAGCUCGCAUGCUGAGGAUCUGUAUUUGAGUUCUAUUCAAAUUCAUGCUCAUUCUUUUUCCCACUCUAGUCACUAUAUCCCCUUGCGCCGCUAUCCAUCAUCCAGGAACAAAAGCGUUCGGACUAGAAUGCAGUUAAACCUCUCUAGAUAUAUUGCGAUUGUGACUCUUAAAUUCGUUAAGACCUUAAUAGUUAUCUAGAAGUUAUGCUUGUCCUUGUUUAAAAAUUUUGUUUGAGAAAUUAAAAUCGGUGUUUGUGGCUUUUCAUA